Molecule: messenger RNA, 788 nt
Organism: Dimorphilus gyrociliatus
Lineage: Eukaryota; Metazoa; Annelida; Polychaeta; Dinophilidae
Source: the annotation of a GenBank genome assembly
AUUUUUCGAGCGUUCCGUUUCCUGUGACGUCAUACAUAGUUGCUAAACGGCCAAACUAUGGUAAAAAGUUGCUGUUUACUUCUUAAUUAUCUUAAAUAUUAUAUUUAUAGGAGAAUUUAAAUUAUGUGUCAUAAAUUAUUUUUGAUAAUCGACACAUAUUGAUGCGUAUCAAGUUGUAUUCGAUUAAAUAAUGACUAAGUUUGUGAUAUCGUCAUAAUAACUCGUAUAAACGUUGCCAACAGGGCCUUCUGUCUAUGCUCCGGCGCCUCAAAUCUCAACCUGACAAAGAACUGAGAAUUUUAUUGCUUGGAUUAGAUAACGCUGGUAAAACAACUCUACUAAAGAAGUUAGCCUCGGAAGAUGUUAGCCACAUAACGCCAACACAUGGGUUUAACAUCAAGUCUGUCUCAUCAAACGGCUUCAAAUUAAACGUAUGGGAUAUUGGUGGACAGCGAAAAAUUCGACCGUACUGGCGAAAUUACUUUGAAAAUACAGACGUUCUUAUAUAUGUCAUUGAUUCGUCUGAUAGGAAGAGAUUGGACGAGACAGGCGUAGAAUUGAGAGAAUUGUUUGAUGAGGAAAAAUUGGCUGGUGUUCCUGUCGUCGUGUAUGCCAACAAGCAGGAUUUAUUUGAUGCGGCUCCACCUGAUGAAAUUAGCGAUAGUUUAGAAUUAUUAUCUCUAAGAGAUCGAGCAUGGCAUAUACAGGCUUGUUCAGCGUUGACAGGGGAAGGAGUAACGGAAGGUAUGGAGUGGGCAAUGAAAACUGUCGGUAGAAAGAAGAAGUAA